UUCUGAGAAAUUUCACGUCGAAGUUUUGUGGAACAUUUUUAAAUCCCAUUUAAACACGGUUGAGUUUUUUUCAAUUCUAAAAACGCCCAAGUGGACCUAGCAUGAUGCUUUUUAAGUGUAUUUAACAGGAAUAAUCAAAAGUCUAGUUUAAACUGAUUUCUGAAGAAAUUUGUUUCAUACGACCUAUGAGUGCACAUAGGACACGUUUUAUAGGUCAAAUUUUGCACAUAGGACUUAACACAUUGGACCAAACUCGUGUAGUAUUGCACAUUGGACUUUUCAAGAUUAAAUUUAAAUCCUGAUUAAAAAAUAACAACUUUUUUCAAAUAAAUAUGAUCACCCAAUCCUCACGCAACGUGUAGGUAACAGCUGAUUGAUAGUAUGAAAUGUUUCAAUGCUUCCAGUGCGAAAGAGAGAAACCGUUAGGACAGAAAAACAACCAAUCAGCGCUCUCGUCUGCAUCUGUCAGAUAGGUGCUGACAAAUCAACCUAUACGACAAUGUAAACAUUCUUUGCCUGGGUGCGGAUAGAACUUUUAAUAUUGUUCAAGCUUUUGAAUGUUUUUUUAGAUUAUUUUCCAAUGUGGGGCUAGAUUCUUGUUGCAGAGUGAUAAAUUAGAGUUCAGGUGCUGGCCGGAACGAGAAGACGAGCUGGGGACUGCAGGAGUGUAAAAAGAAAAUGAGCAAGCAACCACUUGGCUGUCGCUGGUGUCCUGAAGGCGGUUCGCUGUGGCAGUUCAGUGGGUAGAGACUCACUCGUCGUCAGUAGUGAUGGAAGUUGCAUCAGUAGUAAGAAGGACAAGCACCGGUCGAAUGGCGAGUGGUACGAGAAUAAAGGCCGGAAUCGGCACUCGAUCCGCGAUCCAGGGAAAAGGACCGUCAUCGGUACAAGCACAGAUCUUCGUCGGGUAAAUCGUCGAGUUCGCUGUCCUCGAAGCACCACCGUAAGGAACGCCACCGAAAGCUGUCCCACUCUUCGUCGUCCUCGGAUCGGUAUCCGCACAGUGGAGCAAUUAGCAGGCGAGAAUCGAUCGCGAGUGUUACGGAGGACUGUCUGCGGCAUCGUAAGCGUUCCAGCUCCGGUGGUUCCGCCCGAAGAAGAUUAAGUGUUAAGUUUGACCAACAUUUUUUUUGCCAAAUUUGGUAUUGUUAGUUUAAAAAGAUGUAAAAAUUUUAUUUCGGUAGUUACUAAAUAUAACAGAAAAAGAAACAGAUUUGGGAACAUAGAAUCAAUAAUUAUUGAGAAAGGAUUUAUUGAGGAGCGAUUUGCGAACGGGAAGGUUCCCUUGAAUGAUUCCUUGACCCUUAAUCUGGACCAAGGUCACACGCUCUCCUGCCGAUACCUGAUCAACCCGUCGACCUCCAGCGAGUUCAUGUACAAGGUCCAACGUCAGCGCAAGAUUUGGUGGAUGCGGUACGUGUGCGAUCCGGGCCGGUUCUUCAUUUCGGACCCCCGCCAGGACGCGGACACGCGCGUUUAAUCCGUCGCCAUCAAGAGUCGCCUUGGCGGAGAGGAACUCACGCUGGAACAGCUGGAACUCUUUCCGGCGGACGCCGCCGCCCUCGAGGAAGACCUGGGGGACUUUCGAAUCAAGGUGGGCCGAACCAGCAGUAAAAGGAUUCGGCCCAGUAUGCUGCGGCUGCGUCAGUGCGUCGAAGUGGCCACGCUGCAGAUCGUGCUGGAUGCGUUUGAAAGUGGCGGCGAUGCAAGCGUGAGGGUUCACCGCAAGCUGACGCCGUUCAAGUGUGGCAUCGUGUGUCUUUCCGACAGUAAGUACUGCGUUCUUGUUUCUGAUUUGAGUUGUAACUGUCUUUCUCGCUUUCCAGACCCCGCCCUGUUGCCGGAGUUGCGUGACCAGGCCAAACACCUGUGCAACGUGCUGCGCAAAGCGAACCUUCCCGUGCUCGACUGCUCCGAGCGUAACGGCGGUCGUUCCCUGGCCAAACAGCUGCACCACCUCGACUCGAUAGCCGUCCCGUACUGAAUGCUGCUGCGCGACCAGUGUCUCCAGAAUGGCCUCUUUCAGCUGCGGUCCCGCGACACCACCCUCAGCGAAACGAUUCACAUCUCGGAUUUACCGCAAUAUUUAUUGAAAAUAGUAACAAGUUGAGUUUAAUAAAUACAAACACACGCAAGCGCAAGCUUAGAAGAAA
Messenger RNA from Culex pipiens pallens (northern house mosquito), 2153 nucleotides. RefSeq lists its product as uncharacterized. The record is from RefSeq and is a predicted model, not a curated record. NCBI's taxonomy places the organism in Eukaryota, Metazoa, Arthropoda, Insecta, Diptera, Culicidae. Bases 1631 to 1984 code for a protein of 117 amino acids. The transcript is spliced from 2 exons.